Molecule: messenger RNA, 663 nt
Organism: Protopolystoma xenopodis
Lineage: Eukaryota; Metazoa; Platyhelminthes; Monogenea; Polystomatidea; Polystomatidae
Source: the annotation of a GenBank genome assembly
GUUCGUGACCUUGGAGAAUGCAGUCCUCUAACCAAGAUGAUACCGGAUCUCCGUAAUGUUCAUCCGGAUGACUGCUUCUCUCGAAUUCCAUAUGAAAAAGGCUCGCUUCUCCUCUAUCACUUGGAAACGCUUUUUGGGCAUGGUUGGCACACAAGAGACUAUGGCAUAGGAAGUCAUAGACUUUGUAUUAAGGAUAGAAACAUAAUAGACGCCGCCGAGAUUAGGGCUAGUUGGCUGACAAUAGGCCUGCUUAACCAUAGACAAGUGAUUCCUAAACUGUGCGCCGCGGUGCCUCGGGGAGCCGCAGAUCCUCCAUCAUUUUAUUUCUUUCUUAGCUUCCAAGCCGACUCACUUUUUAAUCCAUGUCAUCAGUUUGCUGAUAUAGUUAUCAAAGGAGAAAUAUGCUCUAGUGCUGAUUCCGUGAAGUCGGCUCGCAGUGCUUAUCAAGCUUUGUCAUUCGACCAACGCCACUUGACUAUGUAUCUCAUCCUUAAUGCCUGUCCGCUUCGUUCCAAUAUUGACAAGGUAGCUGGUGGCUGCACUGGCACUGGUGAAGCUGCAUCUACUUUGGCUGUAGAUGCAGCGAAGAUCUUGGAAACCCUUGAGCAGGUAAUUCAGGCCUCUGUUGAAAACAAUGCAGAACUGCGAUUUCUCCUAUUUUAG